AUGAUGCCAAUAUCUACAAAUGAUCUUUAUCAACGUUAUACAACAACAUGGCCAUUUUUAUCUUUAAAUGUGCCGUCAAGUCGUCAUCUCUAUCAUUGUGCAGAUAAAUGUCGUCCAUCGACGAACAAUCGUAUCACACGAUUCUAUAUUGAUGACAUACUUGCUGAUUCGAAAACACCGACCACGAAUGCUCUUUGUUCAUAUUCAGCGAAGAAUCUGAAAGAACGACGCCGAUCAAUGUCAAAUAGUGAUGAUGGAGAUUCAUUAGUAAAUCCUCAAAAGAAGAAAAAGAAAAAAGCACGAACGACUUUUACUGGAAAACAAAUCUUUGAAUUGGAGAAAAAAUUUGAGGAUAAAAAAUAUCUAUCAUCAACAGAGCGCGCAGAGAUGGCAACUUUAUUAACAGUUACUGAAACUCAAGUUAAAAUCUGGUUUCAAAAUCGGCGAACAAAGUGGAAGAAGACAGAGAACAUUUCCAAUGCGGAAGCAGCUGAACAUAAGCUAGGUACACGAAAAAUGUCGUCAACAUCAACAUCGUCAUCCAUUGAUCAUAAUCGAAAUCCGACUGUUUCAUUGCCAACAGGUGGUAGUACAAGUAGCAAGAGCAGUACUUGCAGUUCAGUUAGUUCGCACCGAUCCGAGGAACAAGCUUAUCAUAAUGCAACUGCACCGCCGCCUCCUCCUCCAACACUUCCAUUAAUUUAUUUUAAUCCGUUUUCUCAAUUACUUCAAUCAUCGUGUACAUCCAAUGCAGACAGACUAUUUCCAACAUCAUUCGAUGAUCAAUGUCGUUCAAGAUCAUCAUCACCUGAAUCUCCAUUGACAAUAUCUGAAACAACUCAUUGUUUACCAUCGAGCAGCUCAACACCCGUCAAUGAACACAACGAAGAGCAAGAAGAUGAUGAAAAUGUUAAACCACAAUCACUAAACGAACAGAGAUCUUGUUCAAGAUGA
Messenger RNA from Adineta ricciae, 954 nucleotides. Lineage: Eukaryota; Metazoa; Rotifera; Eurotatoria; Adinetida; Adinetidae. The record is from the annotation of a GenBank genome assembly.